UGCCGCCGGGGCCGCGGGCUGGCCGGGGGCUGCAGAACCGUAUUGCCGGGCUGCGGAGAAGCUCGUGCGCGAGCAGGCAGGCGGGCAGGGUUAAUAGUUAAUAUACAAGACAGAAGAAAAAGAUGUCAUUCCGUAAAGUAAACAUUGUCAUCGUGGUCUUGGCCAUUGUCCUCUUCUUACUGGUUUUGCAGCGUAACUUCCUUGGCCUGAGCAGUUUGCUGAGGAAUGAGGCUUCAGAUUCAGGGUUUCUGGGACUUGAGCCUGUAGACUUUGUUCCAAAUGCUCCCAGCCACGCAGUAGAUGGGAAACAAGAUGAGAUCCCUGUGGUCAUUGCUGCAUCUGAAGACAGGCUCGGAGGGGCCAUUGCAGCUAUAAACAGCAUUCAGCACAACACUCGUUCCAAUGUGAUUUUCUACAUUGUUACGCUUAACAAUACUGCAGACCACCUUCUAACUUUUGCAAGGUUCUAUUUGCCAAUUCUGGUUCCCAAUGCAAAGAAGGCCAUAUACAUGGAUGAUGAUGUAAUUGUGCAAGGUGAUGUUCUUGCCUUGUACCAUACACCUCUGAAGCCAGGACAUGCGGCUGCAUUUUCAGAAGACUGUGAUUCAGCCUCUACUAAAGUUGUCAUCCGUGGAGCAGGGAACCAGUACAAUUGCAUUGGCUAUCUUGAUUACAAAAACGAAAGAAUUCGUAAGCUUUCCAUGAAAGCCAGCACCUGUUCCUUUAAUCCUGGAGUUUUUGUUGCAAACCUGACAGAAUGGAAACGACAAAAUAUAACCAACCAGCUAGAAAAAUGGAUGAAACUCAAUGUAGAAGAAGGGUUAUACAGCAGAACAUUGGCUGGCAGCAUCACAACACCUCCUCUGCUCAUUGUAUUCUAUCAACAGCACUCUACCAUUGACCCUAUGUGGAAUGUCCGCCACCUUGGUUCUAGUGCUGGAAAAAGAUAUUCACCCCAGUUUGUAAAGGCUGCUAAGUUACUCCAUUGGAAUGGACAUUUUAAGCCAUGGGGAAGAACUGCUUCAUACACUGAUAUAUGGGAAAAAUGGUAUAUUCCAGAUCCAACAGGCAAAUUCAGUCUAAUCCGAAGACAUACGGAGAUCUCAAACAUAAAGUAAAACAAUUUAACUGUGUUUGCUUAUUAGUGUGAACUGACCAGAAUGGACCCAUACAACUGGUGUAACUAGUACACCUAGUUCAAACUGCUGAUGGAUCUAAACUUCAUAAGCUGUGGCCUGAUGUAUAAAUAAAACCUAAUUUUCAGUACAUUUGUUUCCAGAUAACUACUUCCCUCACUGUAUUAAGUUAAUCCUUUUAUCAUUAAAUGUGGACACUUUU
Octodon degus (degu) is the source of this 1338-nucleotide messenger RNA. Its product is annotated as glycosyltransferase 8 domain-containing protein 1-like. NCBI's taxonomy places the organism in Eukaryota, Metazoa, Chordata, Mammalia, Rodentia, Octodontidae. Gene Ontology annotation, cellular component: Golgi apparatus. Gene Ontology annotation, molecular function: glycosyltransferase activity. The record is from RefSeq and is a predicted model, not a curated record.